Messenger RNA from Schistosoma haematobium, 2491 nucleotides. RefSeq names its product DnaJ sub B member 6. Gene Ontology annotation, cellular component: nucleus; cytoplasm. Lineage: Eukaryota; Metazoa; Platyhelminthes; Trematoda; Strigeidida; Schistosomatidae. The record is from RefSeq and is a predicted model, not a curated record. Gene Ontology annotation, molecular function: protein folding chaperone; protein-folding chaperone binding. The transcript is spliced from 3 exons. The coding region runs from base 81 to 893 and encodes 270 amino acids.
AGUAACUUGGCGCUAGUUUCAAUCUGAGACCUUGGUCAUCUGGAAUUUUCGUACGAUAGCUUAGGAUCGAAAAUUCUGCGAUGGAGCAAACCUGUUAUUAUAAAAUUUUAGGUAUUGAAAAAACUGCUUCAGGUGAUGAGAUAAAGAAGGCGUACCGCCGACUGGCACUUAAAUGGCAUCCAGACAAGAACCCAGACAAAAAGGAAGAAGCAGAAAAAUGCUUUAAACUCAUAAGUGAGGCAUAUGAAGUACUGUCGGAUCCCAAGAAGCGUGACAUAUAUGACAGACGCGGCAGGGGUCCUCAUGCUGGCGAGGCAUUCGUAUUUGAGGAUUCUGAUCCUUUCGCAAUGUUUACGCGGUUCCACUUCCGAGAUCCCAUGGAUAUAUUCAGAGAAGUUUUUGCUGGCUCUGGGCUCGAUUCUUUCUUUGGCCCCAGUAUUCAUGACUUCCAAUACGGUCCUCAGUUGGGUCGAACUCACAGGUCCAACUCUCAUCGCAACGCUGGGCGACAAUCCGGAUCUCCUUAUCAUCAUGCCGGACGUUCUAGUCAAGUGCAGAGCUAUGAUCCCAUGCUCGCAAACCCUUUCAUGGGUGGACUCUUUGACUCUCCGUUUGGUGGGUCACUGUUCAGUCCUUUGAUGGCUUUUACCGAUUCUGGGUUCGGAAAUCCCCAGGGUUCUUCAUCAACUUCCAUCUUCAGUAGCUUUGGUGGGUCUUCAUGUGCGGGUGGUUUCAGGUCAGUUUCAACAUCGUCCAAGUACGUAAAUGGGAAAAUGGUUCGUGUGACAAAAGUGGUAGAGAAUGGUACUGAGACCAUUACGGAAGAAGUAGAUGGUCAAGUAACUAACCGAACUGUCCGUCAAUGUGGAAAUGGAGCCCUGCAAGCAAUGUGAUUUAUCUUCACACGAAAUAUACUUUGUUCGCAUAGUAAAACUAUAUUAAUUUUGUAUAAUCAGUUUCACAGUUAUUUGUUGAGGUUGAUAAAGUAAUAUUUAUGUUGUCUAAAUGACUGUCUUAAUGCGUCCAAUUUACUGUUACGUCUAUUGGAUACUUUGUUCUUCAACUGCACUUAAGACAUACCACAUUCGAAUCCUCUUAUAAUACUUAUAUAAAAUAAAUAUAUCCCACUGAUUUUGUUGUUUAUUUUCACUUUUCAUUUCAAGGUAUGAUAUUCGUGUGGAAUCGCUUAGUUGUGUCGUCAAGUCUCGGUUAGCUAAAAUCAUGUGUCAGCUUUCAAUAGCAUUUUGGAGGUGCAGUCAGCUGUUCAAUUGGAUUGACAUUCGACAUGGUUAUCAAACUAGACAUUCUGGUGUUCAUACGCUUACUAAGUACCACUUAUUUUGGAAUACUGUGAUCAAAGUUAAUCAGCGUCAACACUGACAGCUGGAUAACAAAUUGGCUAUGUUCCUAUCUCUCUGGAAGGGACCAGUUCACUGUGUUUGGCGGAAAGUGUUCAAAGUUUCUAGUGUCCCAUGAAAGUGUACCACAAGGAGCCGUUCUUUCACCUCUUCUUUUCUCUAUUUUUCUGCAUGAUCUGCCAUCUUCUACAGAAAACACUUCUGCGAAAUAUGAGGAUGAUCUCACUGUAUAUAUGCCGAUUUCUACCUCUUUACAUCCCAUUGAAUUGAAUGAGUUUUUGUCUCGUGUUGAUUGUUGGUCUGUUGUUAAUGGUCUCAAACUUAAUCUGUCUAAAUGUCAAGCUGUUACCUUUGGCAUAAGACAUGAACGGCAUCUAAACACCAUUUUGAGAUCCCAUAAUGCUUGUGCCAUUGAAGACUCUUUGAUAAACACAGUGUCGAAGGUCAAUUAUCUUCGUGUUACUUUUUCCUCUGAUCUCUCUCGGUCUUCUCAUGUUUUACUGUUAUCGAAGAAAGUUUUCCGUCUGACUUACUACAUGAAGAGACUACAUGCUUUUGGGAUUACUCGUCAUUUACUCUUACAAUUUGUCAAUUCUUGCAUAUUACCUAUUAUUAUUUACUGUUCUCCAUUAUUCUUUCCCGGGCUUUUGAGAAAAGACUUUGCUGUAUUGCGGAGAGUGCUGAAAGCAGUUAUCAAGGUGUGUGGUGAAUCUUCCGAGGUCAUAAUUAAUAUGGUUAUGGAUAGAAAUCUAAAGUCAUGCAAACUCCUGGCAGGUGUUAUCUUAUCAGAUAUUAACCAUCCUCUUCAUUCAUAUCUUUCUCCUUGUAUAUCUUCUGGUAGAACGAGACGUAGUUACAUUGAAAUCCAUGCACUCAAGCAAAAGUAUAAAAUUUCUAUAAUACCUUACCUAGCAAAUAUACUCUGUGACGAACAGGUUGUUAGAGUUAACUUAGUCAAUAACCUGUAUUCUCAAACAUGUCUCUAAUUUGGAAAGUUGUACAGUUUCAGAUUUUUUUUCACCUUUUACCUUUCUUCUUUUGUUGCUGUCUUUUUUGUAGAAGAAACAUGUUGAAAUACUUUGUUCUGAGAAUUCUAUAUUGUACCAAAAUAUAAUAUUGAAUAAAGCCAUUAA